Molecule: messenger RNA, 1595 nt
Organism: Jatropha curcas
Lineage: Eukaryota; Viridiplantae; Streptophyta; Magnoliopsida; Malpighiales; Euphorbiaceae
Source: RefSeq, a predicted model, not a curated record
AUGCGCAGCGUCUCUUGCCACGCGCCACCUGGACCCUCUCACGCUGCUGCAACAUGCUACGUCCAUGCCUCCAGGCCAUCGAGAUCGCGAGUGGAUGUUGAUCGUGCAGGAACUCUUCCUUGCUGUGCGGUGUCGCGAUCAGUUUGGUUCAUUCUGAAGGGAUGUUUAACUCUUCCUGCUUGGCUUGGAGUUUUUGAUUUGUAUUGGAUGCAAGUUGGUGGCAACAUGGUCUACUUGGCCAGUUACGAACAACAGGAUUGCACAUUGAAUUUUUCAUCUCCAUGCUAUUAUGGGAUACAUGAAAAGGUGGAGAAGGAUCGAUGCAAGCCCCACGGUCAAGGCCAUGGAGACUGUUGUAUUGCACACAGAGUUUUUUCUGGUAUAUUGCGUUCUGAUGUCAUGUGUAUGGCUUGUGGUUUCACAUCUACAACAUAUGAUCCUUGUGUGGAUAUCUCAUUGGAUUUAGAACCUCACCAAGGGGGAUCCGGAAAGUCAGCAUCCAUGAAGGAUCAUCAUUUAUGCAAUGGUGAAGCAGAUAGCAAAAAUCCGAGCCAGAACUGUGGGAUAUCUACCCUGAUGGGGUGUUUGGACCGGUUUACUAGACCUGAGAGAUUGGGAUCUGACCAAAAAUUCUUCUGCCAACAAUGUCAGGUGAGGCAGGAGUCUCUCAAACAGAUGUCAAUAAGAAAGCUUCCUUUGGUUUCUUGCUUCCACAUCAAAAGAUUUGAGCAUUCUUCAAUACGUAGAAUGUCAAGGAAAGUUGACCGAUAUCUGCAAUUCCCUUUUUCAUUGGAUAUGGCACCUUAUCUUUCUUCUUCCAUAUUGAGGAAUCGAUUUGGCAACAGGAUUUUCCCAUUUGACGGUGAAGAACAAGAUGUUACCAACGAGAUGUCAUCAGAGUUUGAAUUGUUUGCUGUUGUCACACACUCAGGUAAACUUGACGCAGGUCACUAUGUGACCUAUUUACGAUUAAGUAAUCAAUGGUACAAGUGUGAUGAUGCUUGGAUUACUCAAGUCAAUGAGAACAUUGUGAGGGCUGCACAAGGCUAUAUGAUGUUUUAUGUGCAGAAGAUGCUUUAUUACAAAGCAAGUGAGAAUCAGGUAGCCUCGUGAUAUAAUGACCAGAAAUGGCAGUAGUUAACUCAACUGCACUGGGAAAAGUAAUCAAUGAAUGAAGUCACCGUGGACAUAGAAUUCUACAUUGGUGAUACGCAAUGGCUAGUUUUAUAUGCCAAGCAAGCAAAUGUUGGAAAGCUAUGGUAUUCCCCUCGGAGAAGCUGUACCCAUCUUAUUUUAGUUCAUCAAGUCAUGGUUUAUUAUACUUGGAACGUAACGUUCGCCUGAAUUUUUGAGGCACUUCAACAUUUAGUUUUUUAUGAAGGUAUGGAUUUUCUUAAUUUCUUCCUGAUUUGAUAAUUUUUACCUGGAGGGGCUUUUUCUCCCUGCUUAUUCAAGUGUUUUUGGUGGGUUGAUUCUUUUUUCAUCACGGAUCUCUCAAAGCUACAAUGCUUGGGAGUGUAGUUGAAACAGUGUACUAAUCUUCUUUACAUGGCAUAUAUAUGUCAAAAUCUGAUAUAAGAGUUUAGUUGCUUUUA